AUGUGGUACACUGCUGCUAGCCACUGUUGUUUGACGUUCCAGUACGUCUCUGGAGUUGGCUCCCUGCCCCAUCGCUGGCAGGCGGUAGGGGGCGGCGCUUGCGGGGGCCGCCUGCAGACGGCGCAGCCUGCCCUGGCCGCCCUCUGCCCUGGACGCGGUACAGUGUGUCCGUCAAGUCGUGCGCCCUCUCCGCUGCACAGUGCUGUCCCGGCCACACAGCCUGGCGGCGCUCACUCCCAGCUCAGCGACUGCCCCGUCCAGGAAAACACGGCAUUGCGGAGUAAAUUGCACCAACACGGGAACAGGAAUCAAAUGAGCCUCUCUCAAGAGGAGAGAGGGAGGAGGCUGAUAGAGGCGGCCAAGCAGGGGGCGGCGGAGCAGCUGCGCGAGUUGCUGGCGGCGGGGGCGGACGUGGGGGCGAGGGUGGAGGGGUUGUCGGGGAGCAGGUGGACCGCCCUGCACGUGGCAGCAGGCGGGGGUCACGUGGCGGCGGCCAGCUGCCUCGUCGGCGCCGGCGCGGAGGUCGACGCCAGGACCAGCAGGGAGCAGCAGACGCCCCUGCACUGGGCUGCAGCGAGUGGCCACGCUGGUGUGGUGCGGCUGCUGGUCGGCGCCUCUGCUGACCUCAACGCCAGGGAUGUGUGGGGGCGGACGCCGCUGCACUGGGCGGCAGUGGAGGGCCACGCAGAGGCGGCGGCUGGGCUCCUCCUGGCGGGGGCGGACAGGGGGGCCCGGGAUGAGGGUGGCAGGACCCCCCUGGACCUCGCCAGGAAGAACAGAAAGCAGCAGCUGGUGGAUAUGCUCACACACCGCUGA
Messenger RNA from Schistocerca cancellata (South American locust), 816 nucleotides. Its product is annotated as poly [ADP-ribose] polymerase tankyrase-1-like. Gene Ontology annotation, molecular function: protein binding. Bases 1 to 816 code for a protein of 271 amino acids. The record is from RefSeq and is a predicted model, not a curated record. Lineage: Eukaryota; Metazoa; Arthropoda; Insecta; Orthoptera; Acrididae. The transcript has 3 exons.